AGUCACAGAGGCUGCUUGUUGACACAUUUCUAGGAGAGGAGCGCAGUGAAUGACUUGUGGGGGCUGUUCCUAAAUCCUCAUCAUCUGCAGCCACAUGAAGUGGGGACACCUAUGGAUCACACAGUAAGCAGAAAGGACACUCUGAUCUUGUGAAGCCCUCCCAGCACUUGUUGGAGAGCCACUUCCCUUACUAAGUAAGGGUCUGCCCAGCACUGCAGAGGUUAAGAAGAUUUCUUAGGACAGAGGAUGCAGCUAGGAGAACAGAUCCUGACCAGCUCUGCUCCUAACCUGCCUCACACUUUUUACCCUUUGCCUGGAGACCCCAGUAGCGCCGCUCAGAGCCCAGGCUUGGACUUCAGCGUUGGACAACAUAAAAGCCAACAGAAGAAGUUCUCCUCCAGAGGCCUUCACCUAGACAGCCCCAGAGAUCCAGGCACCUCCACCCCGGGGAGCGCAAUGCUCAGCGAGGCCACUGAGGGCUUCCAAGCCACCAAGGCUUUACCGGACACCGGGAGGAAGGGAUCCCCGGUAGGAGAAGAGGACCUGAGCUCUGCACCUCCAACCUCGGCUCCACGAUACCUGGACAACUCUCUACAGCCCCCCUCUGAGCGCUACUACCUUCCAUCCCAGGGGCAACAGCCCCAGCAAACAGGGGCAGAGCUGGGCUCCCCUUGCUCCAUCUUCCCUUAUGCUCCACCACAGCACAGCGCGGUGUACCCACCUGGAGGAGCCGCUAGAUACCCCCCUUACAGCAGCAUGCUGCCCCCCGCAGGGUUCUCCCCUCCAGUGUGCCCUUCUCGCCCUCAGUACUCCACCGGUUAUCAGUACAGCCAGGCGCCUGGCACCAUGUACAGCCCGUACCCAUCUGCAGGCUCUGGCAGUGGGCUCAGUGCACUGGGGCUGCCGGGCAGCGGGUCUGGGGUCAGGGCACAGAUCUACCUCUGUAAUCGCCCCCUAUGGCUCAAAUUUCACCGGCACCAGACCGAGAUGAUCAUCACCAAGCAGGGCAGGAGGAUGUUUCCUUUCCUGAGCUUCAACAUCACAGGACUGAACCCCACAUCCCAUUAUAAUGUGUUCGUAGAAGUGGUGCUGGCAGAUCCAAAUCAUUGGCGAUUUCAGGGGGGCAAAUGGGUGACGUGUGGGAAAGCGGACAACAACAUGCAAGGUAACAAGGUGUACGUACACCCCGAAUCUCCCAACACCGGGGCUCACUGGAUGAGGCAGGAGAUCUCAUUUGGCAAACUGAAACUCACCAACAACAAAGGAGCCAACAAUAACAACACACAGAUGAUAGUCCUGCAGUCUCUUCACAAGUAUCAGCCCCGUCUCCAUAUAGUAGAAGUGAGUGAAGAUGGAGUAGAAGACCUGAACGACUCUGCCAAAACCCAGACUUUCACUUUCCCAGAAACCCAGUUCAUUGCUGUCACAGCCUACCAGAAUACAGAUAUUACACAGUUAAAGAUUGACCAUAACCCCUUUGCAAAAGGCUUCAGAGACAACUAUGACUCCAUGUACACCGCUUCAGAAAAUGACCGAUUAACUCCAUCUCCUGCGGAUUCUCCUAGAUCCCACCAGAUAGUCCCCGGGGCCCGAUACAGCGUCCAGCCUUUCUUCCAGGAACAAUUUGUCAACAACCUGCCCCCCACCAGGUACUACAGCGGGGAGAGGACUGUACCCCAGACCAAUGGUCUUCUUUCACCACAGGCCAAUGAAGAAGUGACCAGCGCCCCCCCACAAAGGUGGUUUGUAACCCCGGUUCAACAAGCAGGGGCUAACAAAUUGGACAUGGGUCCCUAUGACACAGACUAUUCUUCUAGCUCUCUUCUCACUUAUGGCAUAAAGUCUCUACCUAUCCAAACUUCACACCCCAUGGCAUAUUACCCAGACGCUGCCUUUGCCUCUAUGACAAGUUGGGGGAGCAGAAGUUCCCCAUAUCAGAGGAAAAUGAGCACAGGUCUACCUUGGUCCUCAAGGUCAAGUCCAUCAGGGUUCCCAGAAGACCUUCUAACUAAAGACAAAGUCAAGGAAGAAAUGGGCUCUUCUUGGGUGGAAACUCCCCCUUCAAUAAAGUCUCUAGACUCAAACGAUUCUGGGGUGUACACAGGGGCAUGCAAAAGAAGAAGACUAUCUCCUAGCACUUCAAGCAAUGAAAAUUCUCCCCCGAUAAAGUGUGAGGACAUUGCCAGCGAAGACUAUAAAGAUUCCUCUAAAGGCUUAGGCUACUAUUCAUUCUACUCUAGUUCAUAAAUAAUUCCUAUCUGUAUUACUAUAUGUAAAGGUUGUAAGUUAUGUUGUUGAUCACACAGUGGACCAUAGUGUUUAAUGCCAAAAAGUGUGGCUUUGACUUUGAUCCAGAGAACUCAAAAAAAAUAAAUAAAAAAAAACAAGAACUGAUGCCCAAUGUUCUCUGGACCGAUGGUACCGAAACCUCUGAGUGCUGCAAGAUCCAACCUGUCACAUCCUGAACUCUAAACUUGACAGUAUUUGGUUUAUUUGAAAAGUGAAAAAAAAUCUACUCCUUUUUUUUAUGUGAUUUAUUUAUGAGGAGAGACCUUUGUACAGAUCGUGUAGAUAUUGCAUAUUGUGGAGUUUAAUAUAUUGUAUGCAUCUAUGUGUCUUUGUUUUGAUUGAUCACAAAUACAUUUUAACUGCACUCAUCUGUUGUACAAUUUGUAUUGGUAGUACACAAAAAAUAUCUAUAAAAAUAGCCAUUCCAGAAUGUAUUUCUACCAUGUCUUGGAAAUGCUACCAAUAAAGGAAUAUUGUAAAAAUGUAUAAAGUGCAUUAUGGAUCUGGAAGAAAUUGUCAGUUUAAUUAUUUUCUGUAUAUAGUGCUUGGUCAUUUUUAAUAAAUGUCUUAGC
This is a messenger RNA of Hyla sarda, 2861 nucleotides long. RefSeq names its product eomesodermin (gene EOMES). The record is from RefSeq and is a predicted model, not a curated record. The transcript is spliced from 6 exons. The coding region runs from base 247 to 2247 and encodes 666 amino acids. Gene Ontology annotation, cellular component: nucleus. NCBI's taxonomy places the organism in Eukaryota, Metazoa, Chordata, Amphibia, Anura, Hylidae. Gene Ontology annotation, biological process: regulation of transcription by RNA polymerase II; endodermal cell fate specification; mesoderm formation. Gene Ontology annotation, molecular function: DNA-binding transcription factor activity, RNA polymerase II-specific; RNA polymerase II cis-regulatory region sequence-specific DNA binding.